UAGUGGCAAAUGCUCAAACUGUGCGAGCCUCAUUAAAAAACGAAAAAAAAAUAUGUUUACAAAAUAUUGUUCUGGGUGAAGUAGACACAAAUGAAAUAACGUAAAGUAUUCGUGGACUACAAAUAUAAUUCAGUCAUUAAAUAAAACAUGGAUUUAAUACUAAGCGAAUUAAGCAACCUCUUCUUACAACAUUUAGAUGAAGGUUGGGUGCAAGCGGUUUAUUCUUCAGAGUUUUUAGACUUUGGAGAAUUACCUCCGGAAUAUGAAAUUACCCUAGACAACAACAGCCUAUCCGUAAUUCUAACAAACAUAAUGAAAAGUUGUGAUGCUUGGUUAAAUUUAGAAUUUUUAUCACAUGAAGAGAAAUCUUGGGCAGCUCUGUCUCAUCAGGUACCUUAUAAAAAGCUGUUGGCCCUCAUAGGAUACUAUAUUGAUUUAGGUAUAAAAAAUGUUGCAAAUAAAGAGAAGCGAAACAAUGCCUUAAUGGCAUCUUUACUUUACUACAAAUUAUUAUCAAUACCUGGAUACAAAGCCUAUCACAUAUACCAUUCACAAAUUUUUGUGUUGUCAUUAGCAUGUCUUGGAUUCCCAAAAGCUAUGUGUGACAACGAAUAUAAUUUUUUAAAUGCGAAAGAGUUGACAAGAGAAGUUAACUCGGUAAUUGAUGGCUUAAAACAAUUUGUCAUGGUUCUGAAAAUUGUGAUAGAGCAAUUACAACUAAAUCCAAGUGAUAUGAACUUUGAAGAUAUUCUCAGCAACAUGAUUGACAUUAUUGGAUGUGCUAUAGUAAAUAAAUUAAAUGUGGACAAAAUUGAACUUGGUAAAGUUUCCAGUGUUAUUUAUGAAAUGAUAGAUAUUCUGCUAUGUGAUGUCAAUAGAGAACCAAACCCAGCAGCCAUCCGGUUGCUGUUCAAAUGUUUACUUCCAAAAUUUAUUUCUGCCUCUACAGAUUAUCGUAGUGUAAAUAACAUAGUCAGAGCAUCUUAUGUAACAUAUUCAGGGUUAUUAUUAAGUAAAUAUGGAAAAGCAGCUCUACCUGGAUACAGUGUACUUUUACAACAUCUCUGCUAUACAUUAGAUGGCUUGGAGCGUGCAGAAGUGCGAAACUCCCGCGUUUCACUUAUAGUAGGGUUGAUGAGUCUUCUUCCAAAAAAAUCUCACAGAAAAACAGUAAAAUGGGUCCUUAAACUCUCUACAACCUCCAAAGUGGCACAUAGACAAAUUGCCAUGGAAAUUUUGUCAAAUUUGUUAAGCAGUGAUCUUGAAGAAUCUAAACCAGAAAAUGAAGACUCUUCAAAAAACAACCAGCCCAAUGGUCAAGGUAACGAGAAUGCGCACGAUAACAUAGAAAAUGUAGCAGAUAAUGAUGAAAAUCAAGUAAUUCAUGAGAAUGGAGCUCGUCCAGAAGAUACUGUUACUACUGAAGAUGAGAGUAGCCAAGACACAUUCAUGGAGAUUCCAGAUCAAGAAGUGAUAGAAGAAGACAUGGCAGGUCUACUCCGGCAGCGUUCGCACACCGUGCGUCACUCCGAACUCCUGCGAGCGAUAUACGAACGUUUGAAUGACGUGUCGAGCACGCUGCGCGCCCGAGCUUUUAGUAUAAUUACUGAGUGCGUUACCCACGAAAGACAACAUGUGAGAGACGCCGUCAAGGAGGUGCAGGGCGCGCGCGGCGAGGCGUGCCGGCUGGUGGCGGCGGCGGCGCGCGGCGUGUGCGACGAGCGGGCCGCCGUGCGCCGCGCCGCGCUGUCGCUGCUGCAGCGCGUGCUGGCCGCGCACCACACCGCGCCCGUCGACGCAGAUCUCGCGCUUUUGGUAGGGCUGUGCCGCGACGCUAGCAUCAUCGUGAGGUCGGCGGCCAUCGCGGCUCUCGGUGAGAUGGUCACACAAAUACCCACCGAGGCGGUAUUCGACGCCUUCCUCGCGGGACCCAUGCACCAGUUGUCAGAUCCUGAAAAUAAGGUGCAAGAGCAGGUCGUGACACAGAUACAGCAACUGCUUACAGAUCGCAUUGACACGUUCGUGUCGAAUCAAUUCAGUUCGGUGCCUUGGAUGUUCUUAGACGGGAUAACGCGACACAAUAUGAGGAGGCAUUUGCAGAAAGCCUGCACUUUACUCUCGAAAACAUCUAACUGUAUAAACCACCGCCUCGUGGACGUGGUGAGCACGCACCUGGGCGCGGCGGACGACCGGCGCGACCUGCAGUGCCUGGUGCUGCUGACCGGCGUGGCGCGGCUCGUGGACUACUCGGACAUCGGGUUCGUGCUCGACUAUUACUACAAACUUGCUGACGACACUGAGGAGCGCGACGUGCGGCUGAUGCCUCUCACAGUGGAGCUACUGUCGGUGUGGAGUCGGUUCGCGACCAACGAACAGCGGCACGCCCUGCGCGAGCACCUCGUGAGGCGGCUCGCCACGUCUGAAGACGAAACGUCCAGGAUCCCCAUCGCCACGUUAGCGGCGCAACUCGAUCCUGAAAACCUUCAGUGGGCUACGGAAAUGAUGCAGCUUUCGGAGCAGCGCGCGGCGAGCGGCGCCGACGUGCGGGAGUGGUUGCGCGCGGCGGACCUGGCGCUCGUGUCGCCCGCGCCGCCCGCCCCCUCGCUCAUGCAGCUCUUCCUCGACGCACUCGCCAAUCCCCCACCGGAGUGGGACGGUGCAGAGAUGGGUGCGUGCGUGGCGGGCGCGGGGCGGCUGUGCGUGCGCGCGCGUGGUGCCGCGUGCCGAGCCGCGCCGCGCUUCGCCGCGCUGCUGCGGGACUGCGCCGCACCCACCGCCGCCCGGCUCAACGCGCUGCUCGUGCUCACAGACAUCUGUACCAGAUACACGAGUAUAGUGGAGCCGCUGCUGGAGUGCGUGUGCGGCUGCCUGUCGCGCGAGUCGCCGCCGGAGCUGCGCCGCGCCGCCGCACGCGCGCUCACGCGGCUGCUACUUGCGGGAUUCCUACGACUGCGGACGCCCCUUUAUUACAAGUACUGUGCACUCCUGGCCGAUGAAGAUAAUGACGUGAGAGAGCCCGCCGAGUACUACAUGACCUGCUGCCUCACCACGGAAACGAUAUUUCAUCACUUCGUCGACUGCGUGCUGUAUUACAACAAUGAGACGGGUAAUCAUACGAAAUGUCAAAGGAACAAACAAAGCAAUUUGUGGUCGAAUCCACUAUCGGUUGGGUAUAGGUUGAAAUCUAUACUUUUGGUAGGGCUGUGCCGCGACGCCAGCAUCAUCGUGAGGUCGGCGGCCAUCGCGGCUCUCGGUGAGAUGGUCACACAAAUACCCACCGAGGCGGUGUUCGACGCCUUCCUCGCGGGACCCAUGCACCAGUUGUCAGAUCCUGAAAAUAAGGUGCAAGAGCAGGUCGUGACACAGAUACAGCAACUGCUUACAGAUCGCGUUGACACGUUCGUGUCGAAUCAAUUCAGUCCGGUGCCUUGGAUGUUCUUAGACGGGAUAACGCGACACAAUAUGAGGAGGCAUUUGCAGAAAGCCUGCACUUUACUCUCGAAAACAUCUAACUGUAUAAACCACCGCCUCGUGGACGUGGUGAGCACGCACCUGGGCGCGGCGGACGACCGGCGCGACCUGCAGUGCCUGGUGCUGCUGACCGGCGUGGCGCGGCUCGUGGACUACUCGGACAUCGGGUUCGUGCUCGACUAUUACUACAAACUUGCUGACGACACUGAGGAGCGCGACGUGCGGCUGAUGCCUCUCACAGUGGAGCUACUGUCGGUGUGGAGUCGGUUCGCGAGCAACGAACAGCGGCACGCCCUGCGCGAGCACCUCGUGAGGCGGCUCGCCACGUCUGAAGACGAAACGUCCAGGAUCCCCAUCGCCACGUUGGCGGCGCAACUCGAUCCUGAAAACCUUCAGUGGGCUACGGAAAUGAUGCAACUUUCGGAGCAGCGCGCGGCGAGCGGCGCCGACGUGCGGGAGUGGUUGCGCGCGGCGGACCUGGCGCUCGUGUCGCCCGCGCCGCCCGCCCCCUCGCUCAUGCAGCUCUUCCUCGACGCACUCGCCAAUCCUCCGCCGGAGUGGGACGGUGCAGAGAUGGGUGCGUGCGUGGCGGGCGCGGGGCGGCUGUGCGUGCGCGCGCGUGGUGCCGCGUGCCGUGCCGCGCCGCGCUUCGCCGCGCUGCUGCGGGACUGCGCCGCGCCCACCGCCGCCCGGCUCAACGCGCUGCUCGUGCUCACCGACAUCUGUACCAGAUACACGAGUAUAGUGGAGCCGCUGCUGGAGUGCGUGUGCGGCUGCCUGUCGCGCGAGUCGCCGCCGGAGCUGCGCCGCGCCGCCGCACGCGCGCUCACGCGGCUGCUACUUGCGGGAUUCCUGCGACUGCGGACGCCCCUUUAUUACAAGUACUGUGCACUCCUGGCCGAUGAAGAUAAUGACGUGAGAGAGCCCGCCGAGUACUACAUGACCUGCUGCCUCACCACGGAAACGAUAUUUCAUCACUUCGUCGACUGCGUGCUGUAUUACAACAAUGAGACGGAGAAGAUGUCGUUCGACGCCCGCCAGCUGAUCUACGACGUGAUGCUGCAGCGCAUGUCGCUGGUGCAGCGGCUGAACGCGCAGUGCCGGCUGGCGCGCGAGGUGCUGCAGCACGCGGCCGACCUCACGGACGAGGGCGCGGGCGAGCUGCCCCCCGCGCUGCACGCCGCGCUGCUCGACACCAUCACCGUGCUCUGCGGCCCGCGCAUGAAGCUACCCAGGAAACCAAUGGCCAAUGGCGAACCUGCGGACAUUGACGAUCUCCAGGAGCGGGUCACGACUAAUAUUGUUUCACAUAAAAUGAAACGCACCGUGGCGGAGGUGGUGGUGCCGGCGGUACUGCGUCUGUACUCGCGUCUGCAGCUGCGCGGUGGGCAACUGGCCGCCUAUCUCGUCAAAUUAGCUACGGAUCUACUCAAUGAUUACAGGCAUGAGAUCGAAGAACUAAUUGAGAAUGAUGAAGAGUUGGUCGAACGAAUAAAUCAGUUUCAAGAGACAAUAGGUAUAGAGUCGUCGUUCGGCAAUACACGGAACCUAGUGACGACAUCUGCUCCUCCCGAUCCGGAAACCCCCAGGGCUCCACGACGAAAGGCGCCCAGACAGUACAAAGGACCACCUAAGAAACGUGCAUUGAAAAUAUGAACAAUUUAUUGUUACAUAAAAUUUUGUAGUUGUUAAACCAUAUAUACAAUAAAAUAAAUAAGUUGUCAAAAAGUG
Molecule: messenger RNA, 5202 nt
Organism: Bombyx mandarina (wild silkworm)
Lineage: Eukaryota; Metazoa; Arthropoda; Insecta; Lepidoptera; Bombycidae
Product: condensin-2 complex subunit D3
Biological process (GO): mitotic chromosome condensation; meiotic chromosome condensation
Cellular component (GO): condensed chromosome, centromeric region; condensin complex
Molecular function (GO): histone binding
Source: RefSeq, a predicted model, not a curated record